Molecule: messenger RNA, 984 nt
Organism: Helobdella robusta
Lineage: Eukaryota; Metazoa; Annelida; Clitellata; Rhynchobdellida; Glossiphoniidae
Exons: 5
Coding region: 1-984 (327 amino acids)
Cellular component (GO): membrane
Source: RefSeq, a predicted model, not a curated record
AUGGCCAAAAGACUUUUGAAAUUCUGGAUGAGUGAACAAGCGAGGCAGACCAUCCUAUGGGUGAUAAUGUCAACAUGUCUGAUUAACAUCUGUACGUUUUUGGUGCUCCUAGUCAAAGGAAUCUUGCUAUUCUAUUACUUCGGAAUGGUCUUGGAUCUCAUGAAAAACAUAAACAUGAAAUACGUCACCCAACUUAUGAUCUACGGUGAAUUUCUCUCUUGCUGGAUGAACACGUACAUAACGAAUAGGAAGGCUGGGAACGUGCUAAUGUAUUUGUUUCAUUUCAUUUGCAUUGGGCUGUUCAUUUUUAGCGGCAUGAUCCACAGCUAUUCAAUAGCAUACAACAGAAUAAUGAACGCAACGUUACAAACCACUCUGAGAGAGUAUUUGAGUCUGCCCAAUACGAAGGAAAAGUUCGACAACCUACAACAGUAUUUUGAGUGCUGCGGGGUCAAGCGACCUAACGACUGGUUCAAAGAGAAGUGGAUAGUUGAUCCGUACAAAGAGAAGAAAUGGGAUCGUCAACGGGUGCCAUUCAGCUGCUGCGACCCGCUAUCCCCAAGGCCCUGCCAGAUGACGAACGUAUACGAAACUUCAGAAAACUACAACCCCAAGAAAGAUUUAACCAUUUUCGAUAAGGGGUGCUUGGAUGUCUUCAGCCAGCAAUACUGGGCCUUUAUAUUUUGGGGCCUUUCUUUCCCAUUGUGUGUUUUGUAUGGGUCACUCUUUAUCAUGCUAAUCGGAUUAAGAUACGUUAGCACUUCAACGUACGAAGCCAUAAAGCUAGGCUAUGCCGGAUUAGAUUCGUACGGAUAUUUAUUGGGAGUGGGCGUUUAUGCGGAGGAUAUCGAGCAAAAUAUCCCAAAAUCCGUGUUGGAAAAGCAAUCGAAAAGAUUAGGAAAGAGAGCACAGGAUAAGAAGGACCUGAAAGAUUGGAUCAACAAGUGGGACCUAGUUUUGGGAUAUAAUUAUCAUUUUUAUUAG